This is a messenger RNA of Vitrella brassicaformis, 2020 nucleotides long. Lineage: Eukaryota; Vitrellaceae. The record is from the annotation of a GenBank genome assembly.
CCUGACUUCCCCCUCCCGCAUCGACAGGAUCGCUUCAUCCAACCACUCAUUCCGAAAAUCAGACACACGAUACACCAGCCCACGGUUAUCGCAGUUUUUUUUCCUGGCCGUCGAAUGCAUCAUUCCACCAAAUCCAGUCGAUCUCGACGGUGUCGUUGUCUGUGGGCACUCUGCCGGUGCCCUCCUGCACCACCUCAUAUCGAUAGCCAUACGAUGGCGAUGUGCCAGUCCGGCGGCCGACAGUGCUGCGAUUGGCCGGCUGCCGCUGUGACGAUGAGGAGCCCUCCUGCCGCUGACGGACUGUGGCACCACCACCAUUGCCGCCGCCAGCCGCUGCUGCGCUGCACACAGAGAGCAGACACAACGCCAAUCACGAGAGAGAGGUAAGGGCUGCUCACCUCAAGUAGCCUCCCCAGCCAGACGAUGGCAGUGUGCCGGUCCGAGGCGCCACACUGAGAAGAACGGAACAAAGAUGGCCAAUUGGUGCAUCUGCUGGCCCUGUUGGGCUUUACCUGGCCUGUGGUGUCGGUGUGUCGGUCUUGGCAAUGCCGUACAUGGCCGCAUUGACGUCAAAUGGCGCCUGAUCCGUCUCGCUAGCCAUCGUCAGCACCGCAGCCAUGUCGGCGGGCGAGGCGCCGAGUCGCUUUCUGCGGUAGUAGUCGACCAUGCGGCCGAUGUGGUCGGGAUCGACCACCUCCACCGCCCGGCUGCUGGACCACCUGACGGCACACAAACAGUGAGAAGCACAUCAGUGUGUGUCGUUGUGUGUUGGUGUGAUGGGCUCACAGGUCAAAUCGAUUGGCCAGUGCGAUGUCGCCCAUUUCGUCCACAGUGGACUGAGUGGUCGAGGUGAGCUGUCCGCACACCUCGACCGACCGAAUGGCAUCGCCGCCACUCAGAGGCAGCAGAAAGGGCUCGACGGCCUGACACACACAGCCACAACCAUCAGACCAACAGACAUUUCCCUCUCUCUCUGCUCAUAAUCAUGUCGUCACCUGAAUCUCUUUGUCGAGAUUGUCGCGUCGUGUGUUGGCGGCCCGCAGCUGCCGCUCUAGCCGGGCCUUUUCCUUGGCAAAGGCUUUGACGAUGGCCUCCAUCGCCUUGAGGGCGGCGGCCGCCUCGGUGCGGCUGUUAGUCAGCGACCCGGUGGGCACUCCAUCGGCGCGUGAAGAAUCAGCGGCAUCCUUGUCGAGAGGCGUCAUCAUCAGUUUGACCCAGAAGCCAUGGCGACCUGCAACAGACACACCACACAGGCAGCCAAAGGAAGAAUGACGACACAAGGAGACUGUGUCAUCGCCUUCAUUGCCCUCACCCUUGUCGCGCUUGGCCACUUCAUCGAGCAGAUGGCCGACCGACGCCGCCUUGCCGGCGCUGCGAAGGGUCUCCGCAUUGAGGAUGGCCUUGUGGACGGCCUUGAAGCCUCCGGGCAGAUGUCGACGAACACCCGCUGGCUGUCGUCUUUGACGAGUCGGCCCUCCCAGCAGCCCCCGAAGAGGGCCGCCAGUAGAGUGCCCUCCACUCCCUCUCCCUGAGUCACGUGCUGCCGCCUGACGCUCAUCAGAUGGCCGCCCACAUUCAGCAGCAAAGUGUCGUCAGGGGAGGCCGCCGAGGGGUCCGAUGCGCCGUGCUGCUGCCUCUCUCGCUGGGCGUCCUCGUCAGCCUGGCGGAUCUGUGUGUGCAGCUGGCUGAUGGCGUCACCGAUGGCCGUCACGGGCACGUGCAGCUCAUUGAGAAUCGCAUGGGCGCUGAACCGCCGAGCGGCCAACUCGCCCUCCAUCCACAGGGCAACAGAUCUCUCUCAGAGGCAGUGCCUGAACCACACAGACAGACACAGACAGACAGACAGACCGAUGUGAACGGAUCUGCGCGUUUUUUGAUUGCCAUCGGUUCGCUUGUCCCACCUGAGGCUCUCCAAGGCGAAAGGACGUGCCGUCACCGUCUUCAAGUUGCGAGACUCUUCUUCGCGAUCGGAUUCUCUGCAGGAAUACCGCUAUUCGUUGCAUCAUUUGGCGCUUCGAGG